AUGCCAAACUUGAUCGUAGUGCCUCAAUUUUCAGUUUGGAUCAUAGAGCAUAAUGACCAACUUGAAGGCACAGAUGAUGGUGAUGAUCCUGAAGAGGUAGAAGACUUGGAAAAGACAGCACAAGGAGAGCAUACAGUUGCAGAAGGCAUGCAAGUACUCGAUAACAACAUCAAUGAUGAGGACCAUGAACCUGAGGUUGGAGAGGGGGAUAUCUCUUUCAGAUCAACUCUCCUCAAAAAAGAUGCUAGGAGUGUUUUGAUGGAUUUUACCAUUGUCCAUCUCACAGCUGUGUCUCAACCAGAGGAGAAGUACAUAUCGCUAUGGAGGGUGACUAAUAACUGCAGCAAAUGCUUGCCUUCUUGUGGAAGUGAAAAGGUUUGUGAGCAGGAGUCUGAAAGAUGA
Molecule: messenger RNA, 402 nt
Organism: Suillus fuscotomentosus
Lineage: Eukaryota; Fungi; Basidiomycota; Agaricomycetes; Boletales; Suillaceae
Exons: 1
Coding region: 1-402 (133 amino acids)
Source: RefSeq, a predicted model, not a curated record